Messenger RNA from Penicillium cinerascens, 1809 nucleotides. RefSeq names its product WD40 repeat domain-containing protein. Gene Ontology annotation, cellular component: GID complex. The record is from RefSeq and is a predicted model, not a curated record. Gene Ontology annotation, biological process: proteasome-mediated ubiquitin-dependent protein catabolic process. The coding region runs from base 1 to 1809 and encodes 602 amino acids. The transcript is spliced from 5 exons. Gene Ontology annotation, molecular function: protein binding. NCBI's taxonomy places the organism in Eukaryota, Fungi, Ascomycota, Eurotiomycetes, Eurotiales, Aspergillaceae.
AUGCGUGCGGAUGGACUAUCGACAAAUGGCUUUUCGCAGGCGUCCAACGGGUCGAUUCCCGCCUCAAGGAAAGCCAGCAUGAACGGCCAAUCAACCGCGGCUUCGAACGGAGAGUCGCAUACAAAUGGAUCUGGCAAGUCCCCGGCUACCUCGAGCUACUACGGACACAAUCGGGAGGAAGUCACGCGGAUCUUGAUUCAAAGUCUGUAUGAGUUGGGCUACAACAGCGCCGCAUCUAUGCUGAGUGCGGAGAGCGGCUAUCAGCUAGAGACCCCCGGGGUGGCGACAUUCCGAAGUGCUGUAUUGGAUGGACGAUGGUCGGAGGCUGAAAAGAUCCUCAUUCAGUCGUUCCGGAACGGAGAUGCACACAAUACCCAGAAACCUCCACCGGAGAAGACCUUGGUAUUAGCGGAAAAUGCCGACAGGAACGAAAUGCUGUUCUACUUGCGGCAGCAGAAGUUCCUCGAGCUGCUAGAGGCAGGUGAUUUGGGUGCGGCAUUGAUUGUUCUUAGGCAAGAACUCACGCCAUUAAACUACGAUAUUGACCGUCUUCAUUCUCUCUCCAGCCUUCUGAUGUGCCCCACGGAAUUGCUACAUGAUCAAGCUGGAUGGGAUGGCCCAACCAGUUUAUCGCGAGAACGCCUCCUCGGGGAUCUUUCCAAGUCCAUUUCCCCCUCUGUCAUGAUACCCCAGCACCGACUUGCAAUCCUGUUAGAGAAUGUGAAGCAGAGCCAGAUCAACAACUGCUUGUACCACAACACUGCUGAAUCACCAUCACUCUACUCGGAUCACAUGUGUGACCGAAACGACUUCCCAUUGCAAGUCACCCACGAUCUCAACCAGCACUCGGACGAAGUCUGGUACUGCGAGUUUUCUCACGAUGGCACGAAGCUGGUCACUGCAGGCAAGGACCACACCGUGCUCAUAUACGACACCAGUGAUUUUAGAGUACUCCACCGUCUGAAUGAUCACGGGCAGGGAGUUGCAUGUGCUAGCUGGAGUCCAGACGACACGAAGCUGAUCACCUGCUCUCAAGAUAAAAAGGCGCGGGUAUGGAACGUUGAGAAUGGGCGUUGUCUCCUCACCAUCGACCACCAUUGCGAUCCUGUAACCGCCGCCGCCUGGGCUGCCGAUGGCGAGUCAUUUGUGACGGCUUCUUUCGAUUCAAGCUCACAACUCUGUCACUGGAGCAUUCGCGGCCCGUCGCUGUACAUGUGGAAAGGCGGAUUCCGGGUACAAGAUUGCGCUAUCAGCCCAGACGGACGACGACUUGUGGCAGCAGAUACGGAAGCAAAGAUCCACGUAUUCGAUUUCCGUACAUACGAGGAAGACUACUGCCUUUCGCUUCCCAGCAAACCCACAUCAGUUGCUAUUAGCCGGGACUCAAAGCACAUGCUCGUGAAUCUGGCAGAGGGACAGAUACAACUCGUUGACAUGGAGACAGCUUCUGUAGUACGGUGUUUCACGGGUCAGAAGCAGGGCGAGUUUGUUAUCCGAAGUACGUUUGGCGGGGCAGCUGAGAACUUUGUCGUCAGCGGCAGUGAAGAUUCCCGAAUCUAUAUCUGGCACAAGGAAAAUGGUAACCUCGUGGAGACUCUCGAAGGGCAUAUCUCGGGUUGUGUCAACUCAAUAUCAUGGAACCCGACAAACCCAUCAAUGUUUGCCUCAGCAGGCGAUGACUGCGCCGUGCGCAUCUGGACCGGCGAAAACAACCGACCUCGCCCGACAGGAGGCCCAAGUCAACAGCGCGGCGUCUCAUCCAACGGAUUCCCACGAACCAGCGCAUUGAGAACCACGUCAGCAUUCUGA